Molecule: messenger RNA, 554 nt
Organism: Micropterus salmoides (largemouth bass)
Lineage: Eukaryota; Metazoa; Chordata; Actinopteri; Centrarchiformes; Centrarchidae
Product: agouti-related protein-like
Exons: 3
Coding region: 75-491 (138 amino acids)
Biological process (GO): hormone-mediated signaling pathway; positive regulation of feeding behavior; adult feeding behavior
Cellular component (GO): extracellular region
Molecular function (GO): neuropeptide hormone activity; type 1 melanocortin receptor binding
Source: RefSeq, a predicted model, not a curated record
UCUUGGUGGAGACGCUGAGGAUUGUGGGACUUGUGGUGCAGAAUCUUCUUCUUCUUCUCCUCUGUGACGGCAGGAUGUUGGGCUCGGUGCUGCUAUGCUGUUGGUCCUUCAGCCUGCUCCGGCUCUCCUCCUCUCUGGUUCACGGAAACAUCCAUCUGGACGACGGUCCGGCCGCCGGCCGCCGCGCCGAGACCGCAUACCUGUCUGACCUCGAGAGAAGCCACGUCCCCGACGCCGACCUCCUACCUGUGGACUCAGUGGAGGAUCCCUUCCUGAUGGACCCAGGGUCCUACGACGAGGUGGGUGACUCGUCCUUGCAGCUGCAGGGUCGGGCCAUGCGCUCGCCUCGCCGCUGCAUCCCCCACCAGCAGUCGUGUCUGGGUUACCCGCUGCCCUGCUGCGACCCCUGUGACACCUGCUACUGCCGCUUCUUCAACGCCAUCUGCUACUGCCGCCGAGUCGGCCACGCCUGCCCUCCCAGGCGCACCUGAUGCGUAGAAAGCGUGUUGAUGCUCUUUCUGUUGCGUGUCGAACAAAAUGUGCUGUUUGUGUAA